Ictalurus punctatus (channel catfish) is the source of this 2318-nucleotide messenger RNA. RefSeq names its product glutaminyl-peptide cyclotransferase-like a (gene qpctla). The transcript is spliced from 7 exons. Bases 434 to 1648 code for a protein of 404 amino acids. NCBI's taxonomy places the organism in Eukaryota, Metazoa, Chordata, Actinopteri, Siluriformes, Ictaluridae. The record is from RefSeq and is a predicted model, not a curated record. Gene Ontology annotation, molecular function: zinc ion binding; glutaminyl-peptide cyclotransferase activity.
CGGAAGUGUAGCAGUGUUCAGCAGACUGUCAGAUAGACAGUGUACAGUCAGCACGGAUAAUGCCAAAUGGCCGGUAACAUGGGUGGUGUGUGUCUUUAUUUACCCAAAGCUUCUGUAACGCUGGGAAACUGUGCAGCUGGAUAACACACCGCGUGCGGGUCAAAGUUCACAGCCGUUUACAUUUUAAUACUUCUAUUUGUGUGUUGGUUUUUUUUUUCUUCUUCUCUGGUGUCAUGUGCGAUUUAACAUGGUCGCUAUGGAGGCGUUCGUUGGAGGGGGUUAGUGUGCAGCAUUGCAAUGCCACGUCUACUUCAGUGUGACUGUGGUGUUCACUGCGCUCGUGCACAACAACAACAACAACAACAACAAUAAUAACAACACAUCCCGCGCGACUUCAUUUUGAACCCUAAAGUCAUCUGAGUCAACGGAAACAAUGGCAAAAAGUGGCCGGAGGACUCGAUCUGCACAGAUGAACGGUGGCGGUGGCGGUGGUGGUGUCUCCGUGUCCGGUUGUGCGCCGACGGGAGCGUUUCGCGCUCGUGCUUUCCGGUUAUGGCUGUGGCGCGCGCUGCCGCUGAUCCUGAUCCUGCUGAUGCUGAUCCUGAUCCUAGGCUCUUACUUGUGCAGCUACCCCGGCAUCACUGACAGCCCCAAACACAGCGCACAUCUGCUUAAGGACAAGUACUCCCACACGCCCAAGAAGUUACCUCUGGCCCAGGUACGCCAGCUUGCUGAUCAGGUGGAUGGUGCUCGGCUUUGGGAGACCCACCUGCGGCCCAUGCUGAUCGAGAGGGUGCCGGGUACAGCAGGCAGCAAAGCCGUUCUCCAGCACAUCGUCUCCCAGCUGCGCUCCCUCUCUGCAGGCUGGAUUGUAGAGGAGGACUCAUUCCAGUCAUCUACUCCCAAAGGACCCGUGACCUUCAGUAAUGUGCUUGCCGUGCUCAACCCCUCUGCGCCCCGCAGGCUCCUCCUUGCCUGCCACCACGACUCCAAAAUCUUACCUCGAGAUCCCAAAGACCCACAGCGAGUGUUUGUUGGGGCCAGUGACUCAGCCGUACCCUGUGCUAUACUGCUGGAGUUGGCAUCAGCACUGGACACACAGCUUAGAGCUCUGAAACAGCAGAGGUCUGCGGUGACGCUGCAGCUCGUCUUUUUCGACGGAGAGGAGGCGUUUGAGGAGUGGACCGAUACAGACUCUCUGUACGGCUCACGUCAUCUGGCUGAGCUCAUGGCCCACACAGCUCAUCCUCCAGGCUCUACACACACCACACAGCUGCAGGCAGUGGAUCUGUUUGUGCUGCUGGACUUACUCGGAGCUGCAGAGCCACUGAUUGUCAAUCAUUUCGAUAACACUGCACAUUGGUUUGAUCGUCUUAUCGCUGCAGAGAGGAGGCUGCACCGCCAAGGAUUACUGUCCUCUCAUCGUUCAGAACAAAACUACUUCAGGAAGGAUGUUUAUCUGGGACCAGUGCAGGAUGACCACGUACCGUUCUUGCUUCGAGGUGUACCGGUGCUGCAUUUGAUCUCUACACCAUUCCCUCCAUUCUGGCACACGCUGCAGGACACGGAGGAGAACAUGCACCGGCCCACGGUCGAGAACCUCACCAAGAUCCUAGCCAUCUUCCUGGCUGAAUACCUGCACCUCUGAGAUGACUCAGACUCUCGUCUUAAACACAAACACGUAUAGAGAGACAUUCUUUAUGUACAUAUCGGAAGAUAGCGAUGAUGCAUGACCUCUUGGUCACAUACAGAAACAGCGUUAGCUGUGGAAGUGUAGUACGAUUAUUUUAAGUUUUUUUUUUUUUUUUUUCUUCUAUCUGCUGAAACAAGAGCCAUAAACACACAUGCUUUGGCAGCUGUUUCAAUCAGUAUCCAUGUGAAGACUUUUGGUCCACAGACAUGCAGACUGCAUGACUUUUGACUUACUGCAUAAGUUUGAGCCAUUAAUUGCUAACCUGUUGCACGUGCAGUGCUGGUUAGAUUUGAAUGUAACUUAAUAAUAAAAAUGUUGUUAUUAAGCUUUUAGCAGGACCUGUGAGACUGAGAGGGACAUCAUAUUUCAAUUCCAGUGAAAUGGGAAUAUUUGGAGCAGGUUUUAAACUGACUCUCAGUACCAAACUCUACUUACUGAUAGACCAUUUGCUGUUGCCAGUGCCUAAUCUGGAACUGUUAUGCAUGUUUCCACUUCAAUUAGUUACAUUGGAAUUGAGGGGGGAACGAACUCCAAGGAACUGAAUGUGAGCUAGACUAAUGCUAAUGAAACUUUCUUUGAGCAGCUUCACACUUAUAAUAAAUAGCAAUAAAACAUCUAUGUCUUA